AUGGAAAUAAAGCUAGAAGAUUGGUUUAGUGAGGAGGUGAGUGAUGAAAGACUGUGGAAGGCGAAACUGGUUACAAAUUUAGCAAAAACUAAAUUUGCCAAGGCAGAAGUGAUGCUCUUGGGGCACAAGAUCGGACAUGGAAGGAAGACCCCAAGGAACCCAAAGAUGAAGCCCAUUGAGGAAUUUCCAAGACCAUCCUUGAAGAAAGACGUGCUCAGAUUUUUGGGACUGAGCAGAUUCUACCAGAAGUUUGUACCAAUCUUUAGUAGCGUGGUAGCAAUGCUGAUGGAUUUGUUAAAGAAGAACACAAAAUUUUGGUGGACAGAACAAUGCCAGGAGGCAUUUGAGAAUUUAAAGGCUGUGAUAACCACUGCACCAGUUUUAGCCACACCAAAUUUCUUGAACACUUUAAAGUUGCUAUCGAUGCCAGCGAUGUAG
Messenger RNA from Stegostoma tigrinum, 438 nucleotides. RefSeq lists its product as uncharacterized. Lineage: Eukaryota; Metazoa; Chordata; Chondrichthyes; Orectolobiformes; Stegostomatidae. The transcript has a single exon. Bases 1 to 438 code for a protein of 145 amino acids. The record is from RefSeq and is a predicted model, not a curated record.